CAGCAGAGCACUAGGAGAACAGCAGGCCCACAUCAUUCUGGCUUUGGCGUUUGCUCUGAGUGAGCCAUGAAAGACACGCCUGCUUCCCCUUCACCUUCCACCAUGAUUGUAAGUUUCCUGAGGCCCCCCAGCCAUGCUUCCUGUACAACCUGCAGAACCGUCUGCUUGCAUGCAUCUCAUUUCAAUGGCUACGUCACGAACACCUGCAAGAAACUAUAAUACAUUACGAGGAAUUGGCCAUGUGGCAGUUUUGUAGAAUUUUACAUCUACCGAUGGCAAGCUAACCCAGGAGAUAGUAUACUCCUGUACACUGCUGAUUCUGCUGGAAGGAUCACAGAUUUCCCUGCCAAAUGGACAAUCUCACAAAAGUGACAGAAUUCCUGCUGAUGGAGUUUUCUGGUAUCUGGGAGCUGCAGGUGCUGCACGCCGGGCUGUUUCUGCUGAUUUAUCUGGCAGCACUGGUGGGGAACCUGCUCAUCAUUGCGGUCAUCACUCUCGAUCAGCAUCUUCACACACCCAUGUACUUCUUCCUGAAGAACCUCUCCGUUUUGGAUCUGUGCUAUAUCUCAGUCACUGUGCCUAAAUCCGUCCGUAACUCCAUGACUCGCAGAAGCUCCAUCUCUUAUCUUGGCUGUGUGGCUCAAGUCUAUUUUUUCUUUGCCUUUGCAUCUGCUGAGCUGGCCUUCCUUACUGUCAUGUCUUAUGACCGCUAUGUUGCCAUUUGCCACCCCCUCCAAUACAGAGUCGUGAUGACAUCAGGAAGGUGCUAUCAGAUGGCAGUCACCACCUGGCUAAGCUGCUUUUCCUACGCAGCCGUCCACACUGGCAACAUGUUUCGGGAGCACGUUUGCAGAUCCAAUGUGAUCCACCAGUUCUUCUGUGACAUCCCUCAUGUGUUGGCCCUGGUUUCCUGUGAGGUUUUCUUUGUAGAGUUUUUGACCCUGGCCCUGAGCUCAUGCUUGGUUCUGGGAUGCUUUAUCCUCAUGAUGAUCUCCUAUUUCCAAAUCUUCUCAACGGUGCUCAGAAUCCCUUCAGGACAGAGUCGAGCAAAAGCCUUCUCCACCUGCUCCCCCCAGCUCAUUGUCAUCAUGCUCUUUCUUACCACAGGGCUCUUUGCUGCCUUAGGACCAAUUGCAAAAACUCUGUCCAUUCAGGAUUUAGUGAUUGCUCUGACAUACACAGUUUUGCCUCCCUUCCUCAAUCCCAUCAUAUAUAGUCUUAGGAAUAAGGAGAUUAAAACAGCCAUGUGGAGACUCUUUGUGAAGAUAUAUUUUCUGCAAAAGUAGAACAUCCUGGUCUUUACUGUAGAAGAUCUGCAACAAAACCCCAAAAAAGCAUAAAUACUUUAUGACAAAAAAAGAUGAAAAAAUUGUUGAUGAAAUGAUGAAAAAUCCUGAAAAAAAAACCUGUUGAAUGGGAGAAAGACAAUAUUUGCACUACUAUAUGUAGAUAGAAAUGCAAAUGUUUCUUCAAAAACUAAAAGUAUAAAAGUACCUUCAUAAAAUAUUUCAAGGUUGUGUAACUGCAGCUUGUUGUGGUGAUUUAUUCCUUCCCGUUCCACACAUGUCUGAACUGCUUUAAUUACCUCAUCUUGAACCUGUAGCCUUGCACUCCUGUUAGUAUGAAUUUUUUGGAAGAGGACACACACAUACACACAUACACACACACACGCACACAGUUUUAGUACCUGAUUUAGCCAGUCAACAAAAAAGAACAUAAAACAAGCAGAAGGGUUAUUAGAACAGGAACGUAUGUUUUAGAUUUUGCCAAAUAUUUUAAGGAUAUUUCUCUUUCACUUAGUUAUUUUUAGAAAUCUGUCAGGAAAUUAACACAAUUUCCAUCAAUGCAUCUACUGAGAUUGUCACUGAGUGCCUCAGUUUCUGUAUUUGUGUUAGUAUUCAAUGUGUUGAUGGAAACAGAGCUCUUUCCUGGGUCUUAGUGCCUCAGUUUCUACACCUGUGUUAAUAUUCAAUGUGUUAAUACAAACGGAGCUCUUUCCUGGGUCUGAGUUCUUGGUCACUGCUGGUGAUUAUCAUCAUCGCCAUUGUCAUUAUUUUGUCAGAACACCUGAGCAUGAGUCCCUUGGCACAUGGGCUGUCUGCCAUCCUCAGGUGCCUGGGCUCGUGAAAUGUACGCUGGCUAUUCCUGAUUUUCACUUGAUGGGAUGGGAAGAGGAUUCUUGGAAACACUGAUAUUCUUAGUUGGUUCAUGAUAAGAGUCUUGGUGUGUGAACUGUCAUUAGCCCAUUGCAGUUGUGCGUGAGGCUGACCUCUCCAUUAGGCACUGGACUUUACAUCCCAAAUCUCACUUUUACUUUCCAGAGAGAUUGCAAACAAUUGGGAAAAUACAAUAAAACAUAAAAUUCUGUAAAUAUAAUUCUUCGAUAUGCUUCCAAAUAAAAAUUUGUAAAAUUAUUUUUUCUCAUUUUUAUUUAACUAUGCUUUUGUAGUUAUCAAUGUAAUAGAUGUUUAUUGCUUUAAAUGUCUUUCUUAAAAACUGUCCUGCUUUAAUUUUAUAAAACAAGGAAAAAAAGUUACUCAAAGUGCUACAACACAGGAGAAAGAAUUCUUUGCUUAGACCUACCUAUUUGCAACUAUUUUAUGUAAAAUUUUACUUGAAUGCUUAAUAUGUGUUUUUUUCUGUUCUUGAAAGUACAUUUAAAACAUUAAAUAUUGUUUAUAAUUCUAAAUGAAUGUAAAUGUUUUAUUGCAUAAUAAAACCUUUGUUAUUAAGCUAUCACUGUUUUUCUCUCAUAAGAUGAACAUCUAAAACUAUAAGAUAAUUUGCCAUGGAUUAAUAUUUUUACUUAAAUACAGUCCUAGAUAAGCAAGUACUUUCACCCUCAGUCUUAUGACCCUGAUGUCAGAGAAGCCAAUGGCCCAGGAUGGGGAAAAUGUGCUAGCUUUCUUCAGCUUCUAGACCUGAAAUUUAUGGAGGUGGACUCAGGACCAGCUAUACCUGAUAAGGCUCAAAUGACACCUGUCCCACCAGAGCAGGUGUGAGUGUUCCUGAGUGACUACUCAGGGUUCUUGAGGUCAAGGACUAUUUUAAGGGAAUUUUAGGGAGCAAAUUGACUCAUCACUUAAUGAAAGAGGUAACAGGGCUUCUAAGAAAGACAAGCACAUUAUAAAUGGUUUUUAAUCCCUUUUAAUAUUAAGUAGUAUAAUAAAGCACAUAGUAUAAUCUAGCAUAUAGCUAUAUUACGUAUAUCAUAUUAGUACUAAACAUACUAAUAUAUAUUAUAACAUAUAUUAUAUUAGUACUAAACAUCAAGCGACAGAACAUCACCUUCACGGAAGCCCUCUUGCCACUCCUCCCAAUCAGCACACACUCCCCACCAAAAAUAUUAACAUUAUUCUAUUUUUUUAAUGCUUACAUUGAACUUUAAGUAUUCAGAAAAGCUGCAAAAUUUGUACAGAGUUUUUAUGUAGUGCUCACCCAGCUUCUCCUAAUUUUAUACAGAGUUUCACUUAUGUACUUGUGUCAUUCAUAUUUUUCUUGAUCCAGAGCCCCUGGCAUUCAACAUUUCCAUUAAGUAAAUUUCUAGGGUUAUACCAUUUGGGGCAGGAGUAGCUGCCCACCUACAUGAAGUAGUUACAAGGAUCAGGAUCUAACAGCUUUUUAUACAAAUUUUAGACAAGCCUCCUAUUUGAACUGUUUAGAGGUACUUGAUUACUUCAACUUCGAGCUUUUGGAGGGAUUCUUCUAGUAUAAUUCUGCAAGCUUCUGAGCUUCUUCUAUGACCACAUUAAUAUUCAGCUUUUUUAGAUCUAAGAAGUCCAAUUCUAAUUAUUUUUUUUUCAGCCUCCAAAAAUUUCUUGCUGUUAUCUUCUUUCCCAAACUCUUGGCCUUUGUGUAUUUAUGCUUUAAAUAUAAUAGUUCCUUCAGACAAUGGUAAAAACUCUUGUCUAAAAAAAGAAAUCUGAAAAUUUCUUGUGUUCUCUGCCUUUAUUUUUGAAUGAUACUUUAGCUGGAUUUAGAAUUAAGGCUUUGUAGGUAACCUGAAAUUAUUUCAUAGCACAUACAACAACUAUAAUUAAUGAAAUAUGUGUGUAAUUUAAAAAUAGAAUUAAAACUUCAUAAAUUUCUUAACAUUUUCCUUUGAGACUUCCUGUUUGUCCUGUGGAUUAUUUACAAACAUAUUGUUUAAUUUCCAAGUAGUUACAGAUUUUUCCAGUUGUUUUCCUAUAAUUGACUUCCAAUUUGAUUCAGUGUUGCCAGAGAAAACAUUGCACAUGAUUUAGAAUCUUUUAAAUUUGUUAAGUUUUAUUUAAUGAUCUGUGAUAUGGUCUAUCUUGCUGAUUAUUCAUGAGUCUUUGAAAUAAAAGUAUAUUCUGAUGUUGAAUGGAAUGUCCUCAAAGACAUUAAAUCUGUUAUCACAACAUCCCCUGUGGACACCCUCAUGACUACGUUAGAUACCUUAGAUUAUUUAUAUGUUCCUGCCAUAUUGUCCUUUUUGUCAUUAUGUAGUAGCUCUUUAAAAUAUUUGGAAUAAAAUAUUGAAUGCAAA
This is a messenger RNA of Gorilla gorilla gorilla (western lowland gorilla), 4510 nucleotides long. RefSeq names its product olfactory receptor family 14 subfamily I member 1 (gene OR14I1). The coding region runs from base 351 to 1286 and encodes 311 amino acids. Gene Ontology annotation, molecular function: olfactory receptor activity; G protein-coupled receptor activity. Gene Ontology annotation, biological process: G protein-coupled receptor signaling pathway. Gene Ontology annotation, cellular component: membrane. The transcript has 5 exons. Lineage: Eukaryota; Metazoa; Chordata; Mammalia; Primates; Hominidae. The record is from RefSeq and is a predicted model, not a curated record.